GCCGUUAAUCAGUCCCACAAGGUUCUCGGUGCCGUUCAAACGCCUGUCUACCCAAUCCCACCAAGUUUAGAGCUUGCCGGAUCCCUGGACACAGCUCCUCGGUGCACACGUGCCAUGGAGGAUCUCACAUACGCCUACAUCUCCGAGCCCGUGGAGUUUCGGCAGCUGGAGGGCAAGGCCAUUGACUUCCGCAAGACCUUCGAUCUGCGGGGCCAGGGCGGCGACGAAAUGCUCCAGUUGUACCUGCGGAAGGCCAACCUGUCCGACGACCUCGAUCGUCUGCCGGCAAUCAUGCGGCGCGCUUACGUCUAUGACAUAAUUAGGAGCAAUAAGGCUCCCGGUUACUGGGUGCCUCCUUCCAUGCAAGUGAGCGCCGACGUCUUCGCCCAUCCGCCGCCUGCAGUUCGUCCACCUCCCUUCUACGCCGACAACUUGAGCACCAACGCAAGCAUCGACGGCAUGAAGAGCUCAUCCUCCUCGAACAGCCUGGACAGGUAUACGGGCGCUCCGCCUGAAGUUCUAGCGGGUCCAAGCUUCUCCACCAGCGUCCUGGUCAGCAGUAAGGGAUCCAAGUACGAGAUCAGCGGACCCGUCAAUUUCCAGCAUGUUUCUGGCGAUGUGACAAGGGAUCGAACGCGAAAUGCCUUCGACCUGAACGCCGACUCCAACGAUAAUGUGCUGAGGAAGUACAUGAUGGAGCGAGGCAUCACAGAGGCGGACAUCAGUCACAUGCGCCGCCAGGAAGUGAUAAAGAAGAUAGUCCACUCCAACUUUACAUGGAUGCCAUCAAAGAGCGAUCUUCAGGGUCAGCCAAGAGUUCAGGAAAAUACCAGGCCCCUGCUCUAUGCCACCAUUUCCACCAACAACCAGCUAACUCCUCCGUCCUCGCCACCACCGCCGACAAUGGUCAAUAAUUCGAAGCCAACGGCUGCUCCGAACUUCUCCAACUAUGCCUCGCUGACAUCGAGGUUUGUGGACAUCUCAGAUAUGGAUCUGAAUGGUCCGCCACCGCCUGCAUCGACACCUUUUAGACAGCCGGAAGUGGGGACGGUGGUUCCCGUUCAGGUCCAGCAUCAGCAGGUGAACAGACCGAAAGUUCCGCCGCCUCCAUCGGCGGUCAUGGCAAAGAACACACACGGCUACCCAGCGGCUAUUGAUAUUCAUCAAGUGCGUCCUUCGGCAACGCCCAAGGUGUCCAACGAAACCUAUGCCACCAUUGCACCGCAUGGAAAGGUGUCCUCCAUGCGCGUUCCACCGCCAGCGCCUCCAAAGCCAACAAUAGUGCCCAACACGAAUUCCAUGGUUUCCGGUGGAUCCCUGUACGCCGUGUCCCCAGUGCAGUAUGCGCCUGUGGCCAAACCAGCUCCCGUUGGCAAGCCAGCGCCACCAGCUCCUCCAGCCAAGCCGGUUUCGAGGGUUCCCCCUGCUUAUGUGACUCCUCUUCCGGUGCAGAACACAAGAACUCCUAGUGCUACAGUUCCAGUUCCUCCCCCGCCGCCACCUGCGGCAUCUGCAGGAGCACCUCCUCCGCCACCGCCUCCAAUGCCUGUUGCCGCUGCGGGAGGAGCACCACCUCCGCCGCCACCUCCACCAGGUGGCUUGGCGGGAGUUCCACCACCAAUGCAGAUGCCACAACCGAAGGCAGCUCCGGCUGCUUCCGCCGGCGGAGAUCCUAGGGACGCCUUCCUUGCGAGCAUCCGACAGGGUGUAACACUCAAGAAAGUGGACCAGAAGGCGGCCACGAUAAGCGGCAUCAAGCCGCGCCCGGAACGCAAGCCAGUUGGUGGCGACUUCCUGAGUGAACUUAAGAUGGGUAUAACGCUGAGGCGGAUCAAAAACCCAGCCGAUAAUCCCUAUUCCGAGGAGUCGCAGGAGGAAUCGCAGGCGUAACGACUUGGCGGUUAAACUUUUGACCGCGCCGCACCUUACAACACUGAACGGAGCGGGCAGGGUUGCCAGACUGAGAAAAUCCGCCUUAACUUAUAAUUGCGCAAAAAUAACAUUUAAUUUUAAUAUUAAUCACCAUGACAAUGAGCAUUAACGUUUGUAAAUAAAAUGGUAAUGAACACUA
Messenger RNA from Drosophila biarmipes, 2071 nucleotides. RefSeq lists its product as uncharacterized. Bases 115 to 1890 code for a protein of 591 amino acids. NCBI's taxonomy places the organism in Eukaryota, Metazoa, Arthropoda, Insecta, Diptera, Drosophilidae. Gene Ontology annotation, molecular function: actin binding. The transcript has 5 exons. The record is from RefSeq and is a predicted model, not a curated record.